Messenger RNA from Colletotrichum orchidophilum, 219 nucleotides. RefSeq lists its product as uncharacterized. Lineage: Eukaryota; Fungi; Ascomycota; Sordariomycetes; Glomerellales; Glomerellaceae. Bases 1 to 219 code for a protein of 72 amino acids. The transcript has a single exon. The record is from RefSeq and is a predicted model, not a curated record.
AUGCGGGCCAGCAUGGCACGGUGGCACGUUACGUCCAUGGGCAUGAUGAUGGGCUCCCUCAAACCAACCAUCGGCGAGUGCGGUGACGCUCGAGCCUCCAACUGCGUCCUCCCCAUUCCAUCCCGCGUCUUGGGAUUUGUCGUUGUACCUGCGCAUGAACACACCCUCGAGGGGCUCAAGGGCCUGCUUGCCUGUUCACGUUUGCUCCGCAAGCUCUGA